CAACAACAACAACAACAGUUUACCAAAUUGCAAUGCAAACACGAAAAAAAAAGUCUUCAACAUCCAAACAUCAACAACACUAUCAAAAUGAAUUGUUCAACAUCCAGUUCUUCAUAUAUUUAACAGAAGCAGCAGCAGCAGCUUUCCAUUUAAAGCAAACACACAUUACAAUUCAACAUCUUGUUCUUCUCUCUCCUCUCACAAGUUUUCUUCUUCUUCUUCGAGAAAGAGAGUAGAACGCCUACACAUCUUUUUUUGCCGAAAAUUGUUUGAAUUGGGAAAAAAAUAAACCGAAGCCUAGCAUCAUCAUAUAUGCACAUAUCGAAAGUUGAAAUCAUUCAGUCAACAUCAAUCGCGCGCGGCAACAAUCAUCAUCAUCAUAAGCGUCGGUUGUUAUUCUGUGUUUCAUUUCGAUUAUUCUUCAUUUUUUUUUUAUUUUGGUUGUUGUGACCUUUGAAUUCAACAUCAUUAUUGUGGAACAAUAACAAUGUUAACACAUGGUCUAAUCAAUGAUGGCUCUUGGGAGCUACGAAUUGUUGUUACCGAUUUGAAAAUUGAAAAAAGAUUACGUGCUAAAGGUGAUAUGCAUAUUGGUGGAUUGAUAUUGAAACUUGUUGAAGAGCUUGAUGUAACGGCCGAUUGGUCUGAUCAUGCAUUAUGGUGGCCAAUGAAAAAUCAAUGGCUAAAACGUACACGAACAACAUUGGAUCAGGCCGGUAUACAGGCCGAUACGUUGUUGCAUUUUACACCGAUGCAUAAAAAUCUUCGUGUUCAAUUACCCGAUCUUCGUUAUGUUGAUUCAAGAGUGGAUUUUUCCAUACCAACUUUUAAUGCCGUUGUACAGCUUUGUGAUGAUCUUGGUAUUCGUCAUGCAGAAGAAUUAUCUUUCUCUAGGCCAUUAAUAAUGGCACAUUUGAAACAAAAUUAUCCAAAUCUUGAUAUUACACCACUGCAACGACAAUUUGAUCAAAUUGGACCGAUUACACAGAAUGAAAGUACAUUGAAUCAGGUGACCAAUGUUAGCACAUUGACCCGUGCUAUGAGUGCACAACCAUUUGUCGAUUUUGCACCAUCAUCCAUGAAUGGAAAUAAUAGUGGUCCAAUUAUAGCCACGGCUCGUAAUGUACCAGUGGAAAAACCAAGCUUUCUAUAUCCAGUUGAAGCUGUCAAACCAACAUUGAUGACAAGCCCGGUAACACCUAGUGCUGAAGGAAAAGCAACAUUAUUACGUCCAAAAUCAUUGAUUGAAAAAGCACGACUUAAUGCCGGUUGGUUAGAUUCAAAUCUUUCCAUUUAUGAACAAGGUGUUCGUGAAUAUGACCUUCUAUUAUUGCGUUUUAAAUAUUAUAAUUUCUAUGAUUUAAAUCCAAAAUUGGAUGCCGUACGCAUCAAUCAACUAUAUGAACAAGCAAAAUGGUCAUUGAUCACAGAAGAAGUUGAUUGUACUGAAGAAGAAAUGUUUCUAUUUGCUGGCCUACAAUUACAAAUCAAUAUAUUGGCAUUGAAUCCAGAUCCAAAUGAUCAAUACAUUGAAGUCAAUGAUGAUAUUGAUGCAGCGUUGGAUGAAUUACAAUUAACAUUAGAAGGAUCCAAUGCAAUUCAAUAUAAUUAUCAACAACAAUCCAAUGGUACAUCAACAAUUAAUUAUGGCUAUUCCGAUAUACCCGAACUGUCCGGUUAUCUACGUUUUGCUAAACAUAAAUUAUUUACAUUGAAAAAUUUUAAACGUUAUUAUUUCAUAUUGAAAGAUACGAAUCUGAAAUUAUAUAAAAGUAUUGAAGAUCGUCAAGGAUCACCAGCAUUUAUUAUCAAUCUAAAAGGUUGUGAUAUAACACCAGAUCUGAAUGUUACACAGAAUAAAUAUGGUUUCAAAAUACAUAAUUAUAAUGAUGAUGGACAAACGGAAUAUUGGCUACGAUGUGAAUCGGAAAAACAAUAUGCAGAAUGGAUAACUGCUUGUCGUUUAGCAACCAAAGGACGGACAAUGGCUGAUGCAUCAUAUCGUACCGAAGUACAAACAACGAGAGAUUUUCUGAAAAAACAACAAUAUUCCGGAUCACCAGUGAUGCCUACACAAUCGAAUAAAAUUGCAAUUAAUCCCGAUGAUUAUAUAGCCUUAAGAUUUUUAAGACGACGUGAUCAACAUGUAACAAACAGAAUCUAUGAUUCACAUGGAAAUUUUAAAUCAAUGCCAUCAUUACAAUGUAAAUUGAAUUAUAUUCGUGCAUGGCAAGCAUUACCAAAAUUUGGACUUUCAUUUUUUGUUGUCCAUUUUUUGAAUACUAAAAGAGAGGAAAUUCUUGGCAUUGCUCCCAAUCGUCUUGUACGUAUUGAUAUGCAUACUGGUGAUACAAUUCGUACAUGGCCCUAUGCACGUAUGAAAUCAUGGAACGUUAAUUGGGAAAUAAAAAAAUUAUGUGUUGAAUUCGAUGAUGAAAUGUUGGAAUUUGAAUGUCUUAGUGCCGAUUGUAAAGUACCACAUGAAUUCAUCGGCGGCUAUAUAUUCUUAUCGAUGCGUUCAAAAGAACAUAAUCAAACAUUGAAUGAAAAUCUAUUCUUUAAAUUAACAAGUGGAUGGAUCUGAAUUUAAUACUCUUGGAUCAUUUUGAAAAAAAAUGUGGAACAGAACUCACCAACUCACUAUCAUCACACGGAAAAUCAAAAAAAAAAAAAAACUAAUUUAAAUUUUAUUAAAAUGAAAAAUUAUUUUAAAAAAAACUUCAUUUUAUUACACUAGAUGGGGUAGUGCGUGUCAUUUUUUGUAAAUUGUAAUUGAAUGUGCGCAUGUCAUUUUGUAAUAAUAUACAUUUGACUUCUUCCAAUGCGGA
Molecule: messenger RNA, 2828 nt
Organism: Dermatophagoides farinae (American house dust mite)
Lineage: Eukaryota; Metazoa; Arthropoda; Arachnida; Sarcoptiformes; Pyroglyphidae
Source: RefSeq, a predicted model, not a curated record